Messenger RNA from Paraphaeosphaeria sporulosa, 981 nucleotides. RefSeq names its product hexaprenyldihydroxybenzoate methyltransferase mitochondrial precursor. The transcript has a single exon. Gene Ontology annotation, biological process: ubiquinone biosynthetic process. The record is from RefSeq and is a predicted model, not a curated record. Gene Ontology annotation, molecular function: 2-methoxy-6-polyprenyl-1,4-benzoquinol methyltransferase activity. NCBI's taxonomy places the organism in Eukaryota, Fungi, Ascomycota, Dothideomycetes, Pleosporales, Didymosphaeriaceae. The coding region runs from base 46 to 981 and encodes 311 amino acids.
GCCCAAGACGCACAUUACACUGUACCACACCCAGCAUAGAAAGCCAUGAAGCCUUCAGAUUCGCUGCGGGCGAUCCGCCCCAUUCAAAGACAUUUGACCACCCCAUCAUACCGCCUAAUACCCGCACGACCCGCACAAGCACAAGCUCCGCUCUUCGCAUCCGCAACGACACCCGUAUCGCCAAUCCGCUUCUCCUCCACAGCCUCGUCUCAGCCAAAAGAAUCCUCCAAAUCCACUGUCGACCCAACAGAAGUAUCGCACUUCAAUGCGCUCGCCUCAAGCUGGUGGGACCCUGUUGGUCCUUCGCGCCUCCUCCACCUCAUGAACCCGCUCCGCCACACCUUCAUCUCGCGCUGCCGGGCCGCUUCUUCUUCCGUGUCGUCCAACUCCAACCUCCGCUACCUCGACAUAGGCUGCGGCGGCGGCAUCUUCGCCGAGUCCGCCGCCCGUCUGGCGCACACGGCCUCCGUCACCGCCAUCGACCCCACGCCCGAAGUUCUCAAGAUCGCGGAGGCGCACAAAAGGCGCGAUCCUACGCUUGCGGCGCCGGGGAAGCUGACGUAUAUCAACACGUCGAUUGAGGAUCUUCCGCAGCCCAAGACACCGCAGGAGGGAUAUGAUAUUGUGAGCUUGUUUGAGGUGCUGGAGCAUGUUAAUGCGCCGGGGCCGUUCCUCGAGCACAUUAUGCCGCAUGUCAAGCCGGGAGGGUGGCUGGUGCUGAGCACGAUUUCGAGGACGUGGACCAGUUGGCUAGUGACGAAUGUUAUGGCCGAGGACGUGCUAGGUAUAGUGCCAAAGGGGACACAUGAUUGGGCGAAAUACGUGAAUGAGUCCGAGCUGCGGGACUGGUUCUAUGGGAAACCGGGGUGGGGGGAGCUGAAGACGAUGGGCGUCAUGUACGUGCCGGGGUUCGGGUGGAAAGAGGUUACGGGAAGCGAAGGCUGGGGUAACUACUUCUUUGCUGUGCGGAGAGCAGAGUAA